AACAAUGGCUCGCUUCUUCCUUCCAUUAGCUAUCAUCGCAUUUCACUUUGUUUGCUUGCAAACACUGUGCGAGCAGCAAGAAUUGAUCCAUCUUUACGCCCCACGCAUGGUUCACAUUGUUAGCAACGUUCCAAAUCCGCUGUUGAAGUUUCGUUGUCAAUCCAAAGACAGUGAUCUUGGGUUGCGCACACUCAACGAUGGUCAAGAAUUUUCUUGGAAGUUUUAUCCCCAUAUCUUCUUCAGGACUCUCUUCUUCUGUCAUUUCUACUGGGAGACAAAGGACAAAAGCUUUGUUGUUUACAAUCAGGAAAUUGAUGGUUCGUGUAAAAACAAAAAAAGUGAGUUCAACUGCUAUUUUCGCGUGAGUCCUGACGGGUUCUAUUUUAGCAAUGAUAACGUGAACUACAAAAAAAUAAAUGAUUGGGCAUAAUGGUUAGUCCAUAUGAUAGUAAGUACCCUUAGUUGUCUGAUGUUACUCUAUGUACCAGACCAUUUAUAUAUGGAGCAAUAAAAUUUUACUGUUUUCUCCUUUUCA
Molecule: messenger RNA, 535 nt
Organism: Rhododendron vialii
Lineage: Eukaryota; Viridiplantae; Streptophyta; Magnoliopsida; Ericales; Ericaceae
Product: S-protein homolog 5-like
Exons: 1
Coding region: 5-430 (141 amino acids)
Source: RefSeq, a predicted model, not a curated record